GUCAUAUUGCUGGUAUGGAUAUCAAUAUUCCACAACUAAAAAUCUCACAUAUUUUAUGGAUUUGUUUAACUGGUGCUCUUCUUAUUCGCGCGUUUUAUCGGCGGUGGAAACAUCAAAAAAUCUACUCAUUCAUGGCAUCGCUACCUGGGCCAGUGUCUUUGCCAUUUUUAGGUGCAACCUACAUGCUUUUUGGAGUAUCCAGUAGAAAUUUAUGUUCCAAAAUGAAAACAUUUGUGAAGAUGUAUCCUGGUGUUGCUGGAUUCUGGGAACGAGAGCAACCUCACGUUGCUACAAGCAGUCGGGAAGUAUUAAAUGCGAUUUUGUCCUCCGGCAACGUUGAAAAAUUUUACCACUACGAGUAUUUUAAGAUAGGCACGAACUCGUUGUUCUCUGCGACCGGGACCGAGUGGCGCAUUCUUCGUAAUAUCGUGAAUCCAAGUUUUCGGACCAACGUUUUGAUGCUUUUUGACGAUGAUCUUUACCACCAUGUCAAAAUCUUCGUCAACCACCUCCAGCAACAUGUUGGCGCUGAUGGGUUUGACAUAUUUGUUCUUGUCCAUUUUUGUACUAUAGACAUGAUCUGCGACAACAUGCUGGGAUCUCGGUUGGUGAGUCAAGAAAAUCGUUCGAAGUUUAUUUCUGAUAAUAUAAUAAAAUGGGCUGAGUCGACUUUUGAAAGAGCAUUUUCUGUGCUCUGGCCAGAUUUUUACUUUACGUUGUCCGGACAGGAAAAAUUAAGAAAAGAAUCAAUUGAUAUAAAUCACGACCUAAUUUGUAAGAUGAUUGAAGAGCGAAUCAGGAAACGAAAGGCGCUCCGAGAAGAGAGUCAGCAAUCCGAAAAUUCACGAAUAUACAUCGAUAUUUUGCUGGAUAAUGUUGAUGCAGGCGUCCUGACGAAAGAUCAAAUUACUUCAGAGAUAUUAGAGAUUGUUGUUGCAGGCUCUAUCACAACAGCAAUCACAAAUGCGUGGGUUUUUAAGCUGCUGGCGCUGUAUCCCGAUAUCCAGGAGCGAGCUUAUCAAGAAAUCAAGGAAAAUUGUGUGGAAGGAGAAGUGAGGUUGAGUGAUCUCUCUAAAUUUGUAUACACAGAGAUGAUUAUCAAGGAGACCCUUAGGCAUUUUGGACCUCCUAUGGCAGGCCGAUACAUUACGGAGGACCUUCAAGUUGAUGACAAAAUGACUAUACCAGCAGGAAUGAACAUUUUUAUUUGCCUCCAUGAGCUUCACCACGAUCCAAAGUACUGGCAGAGACCUGGGGAGUUUUAUCCAGAUCAUUUUUCACCAGCCAAUGAAAAAGCCAGACCCAAAGGCGCAUUCAGCCCAUUCAUGGGUGGACCCAGAGUCUGUCCAGGAAGCAAGUAUGCAAUGAGAUCAAUGAAGUUCUUGGUCGCCAGCACUUUGUCGCAGUACAAAUUCUCAACUGAUGAAAAACCCGCAGAUGAUCUUAGAGAUAUGGACUAUCGUUUAGUAUUCAUGCUUUUUCCUACCUCUGGAUUCAAUGUUAAAAUACAACAAAGGUGAUAGAAAUUAAAAUUCCCUUUACAAUCAAUGCUGAGAUUACCAAAAGAUUUGAAAACUCAUGUACUGAAAUAUUCUAUGAUAUUAACUUAUUUUAACUUUUAUAAGAUACGAUUUAUCCAUAACUUCCAACAACUCACAUAUUUGAGUUUUCAAGAACAGCGUGAUUAUUUGUAUACUAAUUGUUAUAUUUUCUAUGAAUAAAAAAAAAAAAAAAAAAAAAAAAAAAAAUCAAUGCUGAGAUUGGAGUAACUCCAUAGAAACUUUAGAUUAUGUGGACGUAUUUCUGCUAAACUGAACCAGAAACAGAUAGGGAGGAAGGGGUGUGCUAAGCUGUGCUCGUCAGUUGAGGGGCGUAAUAAUGAAUGGGAAUUAUAUGGCGCCAGUGACGUCAGCGGCGACGAUGCGACGAGAAGGCACACGGUCGAGAAUGUAUAACUCAUGAGCCGUGACUACAACGCUCUUUUGCCAUGCUCACGGCUCAUGAGUGCCUCAUACAGUUGGCGCUUAGUUCCGUUUGGCAGAAUGUUAAAUCCCACUUUUCCAUUUACCCAUCACGGAAAAAAAGUAUCGCAAUCCCAUGCCCAACGAUACUUCUAGCUGAUUUUGGCGCUUGUUUUAGUUAAGUUUUUGAUCAACUGUUUUUGGCAAUUUUCAAAAUAUACUUUUUUAUUUUGAAUAA
Bemisia tabaci is the source of this 2199-nucleotide messenger RNA. The record is from RefSeq and is a predicted model, not a curated record. NCBI's taxonomy places the organism in Eukaryota, Metazoa, Arthropoda, Insecta, Hemiptera, Aleyrodidae.